Leptinotarsa decemlineata (Colorado potato beetle) is the source of this 2063-nucleotide messenger RNA. RefSeq lists its product as uncharacterized. The record is from RefSeq and is a predicted model, not a curated record. NCBI's taxonomy places the organism in Eukaryota, Metazoa, Arthropoda, Insecta, Coleoptera, Chrysomelidae.
GGCACAGUAUUUCUGUAUACUGUGACUGGGGCGCUAGAUUAGGGUAUAAUUUAUAUCAAAACAAUAUUUACUCCAACUAAUUGAAAAUGCAGGUAGAUAAAAAAGUGACAUAUUUUUAUCUGAAGAAAAUGUGAUAGAAGAAGCUUAUGAGGAGGGCUUUUCACUAGGACUUGUUCAGGGAAAUCCAGAAGGAUAUCAUUUAGGCUAUCAUAGAGGUGCUGAAUUAGGUGCUGAAAUAGGUUACUAUACUGGAAUUACUGAAACAUUUUUGACACAUUAUGAAAACUCCCAGACAAGGCCAGAAAAAAUUAUUAACUCUUUGAAGUGCUUGAAAAGUUUAUUGGAUAACUAUCCAAGACUAAAUGAGGACCACAUAGAUUUGGGUGAAUCUAUAAAUAUCAUAAGAGCAAAAUUUAAAAAAAUUUGUAGUCAACUCAAAGUAAAUGUUCUUUACUCUGAAAAAGAUACUCUAUCAUUCUGAAUAUGACCUCGAAGUGUCAGUUUGUUAUGGAUCAAAUAGAAUGUUUGAUAAGUUAUUUGGAGCCUCUAUUACCUCUUGCAAAUUUUCAUAUGGUGGAUUAUUUUUCAAAGGAUGAAUUCGAAAACUUUUUAUCUAAUAGUAUAAAACAAGAAAUAAAGAAAGUUGGUCAGCAAGAAGUGAUUUCUAGUAUUUUCAAAAAUGAUUACAAAGAAAUGCCCAACUUGUGUGAAUAUGUGAACAAGUCGAAACAGUUUACACUGAAAAAUAUUCACUCAGUUUGCUUCACCACAAACAGUUUUCUGAAUCAUUUAAAAGAGUUAAGCUGUGAGGAAUUCCUGAGAUUGAGACUCAAUAUUUUCAUGACUUCCAAAAAAUCUCAUGAAGUUGAUAUUCUCAGUUGCGUGUCGGCUGCCUUGAAAAGUAUUUCUCGGACAAGUCAUCUCAUUGAUAUCGGAGAUGGGAGAGGUUACUUGAGUUCUAUGUUGGCGUUGCACUAUAAAAUACCAAUUCUUGGAGUAGAUGCUUCGGUAAUCAACACCCACAGUGCAGUCAAGAGAGUAGAAAAGUUAUCAAAAAUUUGGAACAGUGUAGUGAAAGUUGAUAACGAGAAAACGAGAAAAACCACCAAGGAUUUGUAUAAACAAAUAACUAAAUAUGUAGAUGAAGAUAUUGAUUUAGAUCAAUUGAUAACUGAUGUCUUCUUAGAAAAACCAUGUGGUUUAGGUCUUGUUGGUCUGCAUACCUGUGGAGACCUAGCGCCUACUUCCAUACGAAUAUUUUCUGCCAAUGAACAAAUCAAAACAAUAUGUAAUGUAGGUUGUUGCUACCAUUUUAUCAGCGAAAGUUUCGAAAAUGAAGGAGAUGAUAAUUUAUGCUCUACAGGCUUCCCGAUGAGUGAAUUCCUGAAACAGAAGAAGUUUGUAAUUGGAAGAUCUGCUAGAAUGAUAGCUGCACAGUCUGUUGAUAGAAUUAUGGAUGGAAAAGAUUUACCUAACAGGACUAUAUUUUACAGGGCUUUAUUUGAGGUGCUGCUUGAUAGAAAGUGCAGUUUUCUGACAAAAGAAAAGAGACAAGUUGGCCGGUUCCGAAAACAGUGUUCUGAUUUUUCAGAAUAUGUUAAUAAAGCAAUGAAAAAAUUGGAUUUGAAAAUAGAUAUAACAGAUCUGGAAAUCAAUGAAGUAUAUGAAGAACAUGAAGCUAGGAUCCAUGAGCUCAAUUUAUUUUAUCUAAUACGAGGAAUGCUGUCGCCAGUAAUAGAAAGUUUAAUUCUACUUGACAGACUUUUGUUUUUGCAUGAGCAGGGACAUGACAAUUCAUUUCUGGUUCAACUAUUUGAUCCUGUGGUUUCACCAAGGUGUUAUGGGUUAAUUGCUAUGAAAUAAUUUGGAGAUCUGCUAAAACUAUUUGCAAGGCUGCUUGGUUGGACUAAAAAAAUGGAUUUGAAUUUCCGUGAAAUUUCAAUGUUUUGGUAAAUGAAUUAGAUAUUUGAUAAUGUUCAAAAGUGUGAAUUAUGUAAUUUUAUAAUGUUUAAAAAAUAUAUUUUGGAAAUGAGUCCCUUGAAGGGGUCUUGAACACUAUUAUA